Molecule: messenger RNA, 1163 nt
Organism: Lucilia sericata (common green bottle fly)
Lineage: Eukaryota; Metazoa; Arthropoda; Insecta; Diptera; Calliphoridae
Exons: 2
Coding region: 89-964 (291 amino acids)
Source: RefSeq, a predicted model, not a curated record
AUUUGCUUUAGAAAACAUUUACGUUUAGCUGUCAAAUAUAUUAUUGAAAUAUUUAAAAUAUUCGUAAUAUCUUCGCCUUAAAAACAAAAUGAAACUGAUUAUAUUUUUAAUAAUUUAUCAACUGAACAAUUUAAUAUUAAAUACCCAAGGAUAUAGCACAAAUCUGAAACAUGUUAAACGCACAAUACCUUCCCUAUAUGCCGAUUUUGCUUUAGCUGAUGAUGCAGGAGUAGGAGGAGCUGGAAAUGGUGGUGGCGAUAAUAAUUGCAAUGAGGGUGAAGCCAAUUGUAAUGCGGAUGUAACUAAAGGCAAUUCAAAACAAAAGGCGACAAAUAUUGCCCAGAAGGCGGCACAAGAAGCUAAAGCUGCUUCCGAUGCUCAACAGGAGGCAGGACAGGCUGCUUCGCGACAAGUUAAAAUGCAAUUGGCUGAAAAAGCUAUGCAAGCGGCUAAAGCAGCCGAGGCGGCUUUGGCGGGCAAACAGCAGAUUGUAGAACAACUUGAACAGGAGGUUCAUGAAGCAGAGGCUGUGGUGCAAGAACAAUCCUCAUCCUUGGAAAAUGCCCAACAAAAUGUACAAGCAGCCGUACAGGCAGCUCAACAGGCUCAAGCCCAACUAAAGACUCUAACAUCUGCCGUACAAAUGGCCCAAUCAAAUGUGGGCAAUUCAGAACAGGCCGCCUCUGGAGCUCAACAGGAAUUGGUGGAAAAAAAUCAACUAAUGGAAGCGGCAAAAUAUCGUGUUGAUCAGUUGUUGCGUCAAUUGAAUAGUGCACGAGCUGAUUUUGCCAAUACCAAGAAGUCGGCUUAUAAAGCCGCUUGUGCGGCGCAAGAGGCUAAAGCCAAUGCUGAAAGAGCGCGGCGUCAGUUGGCAAAACGCUUUUUAACACCUCAACAACGCCAGCAGUUGUUGCAGCAAAGACGUCAGCGUCAACGUUUGUCACGUCAGCCAUAUUAUCAAUGAGUUUUAUCACUUUCUUAAAUGAUCUACUAAGACACCAUUAUAAAAGUUUAGCGUUUUAAAGGAGAUGCAAAUUUACAAGAUCGGUAUGAACUUUUAACUUUUUACGAACUUUAAAUAACGUGCAGGGGGGGAGGUGAUUAUUUUUUUACAUUUUAUAUGAUUGUUUAUUUAUUAUUAUUAUUAUUGAAUUUUUAGCCUU